This is a messenger RNA of Sodiomyces alkalinus F11, 2013 nucleotides long. Its product is annotated as PLC-like phosphodiesterase. The transcript has a single exon. Lineage: Eukaryota; Fungi; Ascomycota; Sordariomycetes; Glomerellales; Plectosphaerellaceae. Gene Ontology annotation, molecular function: phosphoric diester hydrolase activity. The record is from RefSeq and is a predicted model, not a curated record. Gene Ontology annotation, biological process: lipid metabolic process. The coding region runs from base 494 to 1663 and encodes 389 amino acids.
CCACGAUAUGACUACCUAAAGUGCUUCGGUCUUUGUGUCAGGCCACUGUAGUCAGGUACGUAUAGCUGAUCGUCGAGGCUGAGGUAAACUAAGGUACGUACCUACCUAGGUACGAAUAAGCAAUAAGCUACCUCACCCGAGGCCAGAGAGGAUCACAACUGCGUAUUCCUCAAGCAACACCAUCCUCCAGCCUCGUGCACCUCGCUCCUACUUCUUGGCAACUACGAUCGUACUAGAUUCGUAGGUAUCUUGUCUUAAGGGGACUUUCCCCGAAGACAAAUCUUGCCAGAGGAGCUGAGCGAGGCGUUGAUGGAAGAUCUCUCAAUCUCGGAACGUUCAGCAACGACAACUCUCUCAUCUCGUCCCACCUCACGUUGUCAUCCUCAUGUCCAUCGUUUAUCUUUGCGAUAUGGUGCGAUGUAGAUGAACUGUUGAUGAUCCAGUUUGAUUCUAGACCUUCUUAUCUUAUUGUUUCUUUUCUCCCUAGACCGGCAUGGCGGUGCGAACGGGCAUUUCAAAGCGGUCCUACUACUUCCCCGUCUUCUCCCUCUUCACAACAGUCGUCCUCAUCUUCGUGCUCUUCUCCUCCCUCCUCUCCUUAGACCCAUGCCUCUUCCCCGGCAAGAGCCACUGUUACAGGGGCUACCACUCCGAAUACUCGUUCGACAUCGACCGCGUCGACGUCGACCACUCCUCCUGGAUGCAAUCCCUCCCAGACGAGACGAACCUCACCAGCCUCUCCAUCCCCGGCACCCACGACACACUGACCUUCGACAUCUGGGACGAGACGUACCAAUGCCAGAACCACAACCUGGCCGCCCAGCUCCGGGCCGGCAUGCGCUACCUCGACGUCCGCGGCCGGCUCACCAACAACUCGAUCCUCAUCUACCACGCCGACAGGUACACCGGGUACACCCUCGCCGACGUGCUGCUGGCCGUCUUCGGCUUCCUGGACGAACACCCCAGCGAAACCAUCGUCAUGCGCCUCAAGGAAGAGGGCAGGCCCUACGGCCAGAACGACCGCACCUUCGAGGAGGCCUUUGCAUACUACCUCCACAACGCCACCGCCACCGCCAGCGGCGCGCAGGACCAUUUCUACAUGCCCGAGAGCUUCUUCCCGCUGCCCACGCUGGGGGCGCUCCGCGGCAAGAUUCUGCUCUUGCAGAAUUUCCCCACCGCCACCUCGUCGUCGUCCUCUUCGGUGGAGCAAGGCAAACCCCGCAAUUCGACGUCAGGACCCGAGCCCAGGCCUGGGUCAGGACGCUACGGCCUCGUAUGGGACUCGGACGCCAUGGUCCUCGAAGACCUCUGGAUCAUCCCCAGCCUCCAACACCUCGACCUGAAAUGGGACGCCGUCGAGGCCGCCCUCGUCCGCGCCGCCAACGGCUCCACCCCCGCCGGCAAGGCCGACGACGCGCUGUACCUCUCCCACCUCAGCGCCUCGGUCGGCGUCCUGCCCAUCGAGGCCGCGGCCGGCUCGCGCGACGGAUCCGUCGUCGGCAUGAACGGCCGCACCGGACGCUGGUUGGUGGAGCAGGCGCCGUCUCACCGUGGCAGGACCGGCAUCGUCAUUAUGGACUUCCCUGGACAAGACCUCGUCGGUGCUGUUCUCGAACGGAAUGCGGUCUUGGCGGACGGGGCGUGGUCGAAGCGGGGGUUGUGAGACUGGGGGGGAGGGGUGGAGGGGCUUUUUGUCGAUCCGAAAAUGGAUUGACAAAGAACGCAACGAACUAGGGAAAGAAAAAAAUACGAAUACUCCGCUUGCGGAAUAGGUAGGUAGAAAACUAUUAUUCGACUAGACGACGGAGAACAGUCAUUGCCGUCAUGCAUCGUAUAGAUUUGCCAAGAUUUAUCCCAACGCGGCUCGGGGGUUUCCCCUUUUCCCGCUCCGCCGAGGACGAUCGACACUGCGACUCGUUUCGUAUUAUUUAAGGGUGUGUUCAUCUGCUGGUUUCUAUUUCCCGAUCGAUCCGCAGAGCCUCGAGAGAUCGGAUCGACGUCUUUAAUUUCGGG